UCCGAUGUCUUUGCGUAUUCCAUUGUGUGUUACGAAGUUUGGUUAAGAGCCGUUCCUUAUACUUCAUUCAAAUACAAAUGGGAAGUAUCUGCUUAUGUAGCUGCGGGAAAUCGUCUACCUAUUCCCAAAGACUUUCCAAGUGGAAUGGGAGAGUUAAUUGAGAAGUGUUGGGGACAAGACCCAUUAAACCGGCCGACAUUCAAAGAAAUAGCAGAUGAGAUGCAUGAAAUAUGGCUUCAACAGUAUUCGACUCAGAAAGGGAAUUUAAUAAAAAACACUAUUUGUAAAAUAGAGACUAGCGCAGAGAACCUACUCAACAACUAA
Entamoeba invadens IP1 is the source of this 324-nucleotide messenger RNA. Its product is annotated as tyrosine kinase, putative. Lineage: Eukaryota; Evosea; Mastigamoebida; Endamoebidae. The record is from RefSeq and is a predicted model, not a curated record. Gene Ontology annotation, molecular function: protein kinase activity; ATP binding. The annotation marks the transcript as partial. Gene Ontology annotation, biological process: protein phosphorylation. The transcript has a single exon.